AAACCAUUUCCCACAAUGGGAAAACUAAAAGAAUCAGUUCUGCACUACGUGUCAUAAACUAUUUAGAGUUCGUCAUUAUAAGUAGCAAAGCCUCCAUGCUCUCCCAUCAGCACCUUUUAAAGCCAACCAUAAGCAUGUCAUCAACUACCUCAACAACAACUUGUACAAAUUAAAGCGACAUAGGGAGUGCAGUAGGAAGGCAAAGCAUCGGUAGCUCCUCAUUAGCUGGGUUGAAAGCUCCAAGUGUUCUGCUCGUGCCCAUUCCUUCAGUCAAGAAAGCAGGCCUUGCCUUUGUUCUGAUGAGGCGAUGGUGAGUAUGCAGCAUUAUGUGCUGAUUCGGUUACACCACAUUGUUCCCUGGAAUAAAGUUGCCUUUUUGGUGGCUUCACCUUAUAAAAAGUCCCGUAUGUGGUUCGGACUCCGAACACUAGCAGGCAUCGAGUUCUCACAGGCAGGCAAAGAGAAACUCCCAGCAUCCAAGCAGAACUGCAGAUAGAGCUGCUCCGAGCAAUGGAGAGUUUUGCCCAGGAGCAUGUCAUCGGAAUUCCUUUGGCUUCGUUUGCAUAUGCCCAGGAGGAAACGCAAGGAAAACCUUCCUGUUCUGCCUUGAUCCAUAAGAAGAAUAAGAAGAGUUCCUUCAUUUAUCGGAUGAGCAAAUUGAGCCAGAAAACAGAUAGCUACAUGCAAGGGUUCAAAGAACACUUAACCCUGGGACCAAAAUUUUCAGAAACUAUCAAAGGGAAGGUAAGCUUCGGAGCAAAGGUUCUACAAGCUGGCAGCAUUGAUAAAGUCUUCAGGGAAUACUUUGUAGUCGAGAAAGAUGAGAAAUUAUUGAAGGCUUUCCAGUGUUAUCUAUCAACCACAGCUGGUCCAAUAGCUGGAAUGCUUUUCAUCUCAACUGAGAAGAUAGCAUUCCAUAGUGAUAGGCCUCUGAGUUUAGCGUGUUCCAAAGGAGGCAAGACAAGGGUACCCUACAAGGUGUUGAUCCCCACAAAAAGGAUAAAGAGUGCUUCAGUGAGAGAAAAUAUGUACAAUCCUGACGAGAAGUAUAUUGAUGUAGUUACUGUUGAUGGCUUUGAUUUUUGGUUUAUGGGUUUUAUUAGCUACGAGAAGUCAUUCAGAUAUCUUCAGAAUGUAAUUUCGGAAUUGAGAUGAUACGCGUGGUUCUAUAGUCUGAAACAUACUGCAUACCAUGCUGACAUGGUAUAUGUAUAUGUACAUGAAACACAUAGAAUUGAUCAAUCAAAUUGAAUUGAAAGCAAA
Messenger RNA from Panicum hallii, 1263 nucleotides. Its product is annotated as putative GEM-like protein 8. Bases 511 to 1155 code for a protein of 214 amino acids. Lineage: Eukaryota; Viridiplantae; Streptophyta; Magnoliopsida; Poales; Poaceae. The transcript has 4 exons. The record is from RefSeq and is a predicted model, not a curated record.